AUGUCAAAUUAUCCGGAAAAAAAUUACCUUCAGAAAGUUUCCGGAAACACCACUAAGGGAGCGCCAGGAAGUGCUUGUCCAAAUGGGCCGAAUCCUGUCGGUUUGUGUAAAGCAUUAAAUAUGGGAGAGAAUGGAGAUGGAGAAGACAAAGGAUCGAAUCAAUCGUCUCUCAUUGCUUUACUCCUGAUUGUGCUUCUUAUUUGA
Messenger RNA from Caenorhabditis briggsae, 204 nucleotides. The record is from RefSeq and is a predicted model, not a curated record. The coding region runs from base 1 to 204 and encodes 67 amino acids. NCBI's taxonomy places the organism in Eukaryota, Metazoa, Nematoda, Chromadorea, Rhabditida, Rhabditidae. The transcript is spliced from 2 exons.